GGUCACGUGGGGGGCGCGCUCCCGCCCGCAGGGCCCAGCAUGGCGGACGGGCCCGGUGGCGGCGGCCGCCUGUCGCCGCCGGCGGAAGUCCCGGCGCGGCCCCGGCCUCAGGGCGCAAUGAAAGGGCACCGCCGAGUCCAGCCAGUGGACUUUCGUCCCCGCAGCGGUAACGUCCCCGCAGCGGUAACGGCACGGCCAUGAGCGCCCGGGCAGUGGAGGGACCGAUCUUUACAGAGGGCGAGGACUGCCGGGCAGCCUGGCGGGACGCGGUGGCCGGCUACGAUGCGCCGGAUGCCCACCUGGAGAUCCUGGGGAAGCCGGUGAUGGAGCGCUGGGAGACCCCGUACAUGCACUCGCUGGCGGCCGUGGCCACGUCGAGGGGCGGCCGUGUGCUGGAAGUGGGCUUCGGCAUGGCCAUCGCUGCCACCAAGGUGCAGGAGUUUGACAUCGAGGAGCACUGGAUCAUCGAGUGCAACAAGGGGGUUUUCCGGCGGCUGGAGGAAUGGGCCCGGAUGCAGCCACACAAGGUUGUACCCAUGAAGGGGCUGUGGGAGGACGUGGCACCGACGCUGCCGGAUGGGCACUUCAGUGGGAUCCUGUAUGACACCUACCCACUGUCGGAGGAGACCUGGCACACGCAUCAGUUCACGUUCAUCAAGGACCAUGCCUUCCGCUUGCUGCAGCCCGGCGGGGUCCUCACCUACUGCAACCUGACUUCCUGGGGGGAGCUCCUGAAGACCAAGUACACCGACAUCGAGAAGAUGUUUGAGGAGACCCAGGUAGGGCACCUGUUGGAGGCUGGGUUCAAGAAGGAGAACAUCAGCACAACGGUGAUGGACCUGGUCUCCCCCAAGGAAUGCAGGUAUUACUCCUUCCAAAAAAUGAUCACCCCCACCAUUGUCAAGCACUGAGAGUGCCGCCAGUCUGGCACCAUCCCUUGGGGCUGCCCUGAAGCCACAGGAAGCAAACACUAAGGAAAGGAGACUGAUUAUGCACACUUCGAGGA
Molecule: messenger RNA, 1006 nt
Organism: Strigops habroptila (Kakapo)
Lineage: Eukaryota; Metazoa; Chordata; Aves; Psittaciformes; Psittacidae
Gene: GAMT
Product: guanidinoacetate N-methyltransferase
Exons: 7
Coding region: 198-911 (237 amino acids)
Biological process (GO): creatine biosynthetic process
Cellular component (GO): nucleus; cytoplasm
Molecular function (GO): guanidinoacetate N-methyltransferase activity
Source: RefSeq, a predicted model, not a curated record